CCAGCCUCCCCCUUUUUCCUCCCGUGCGCCUCGUCGUCCUCCUCUCGCUUCUCCUACCUUCCUUCUAGAAACCUCCCCUCCCCUCCCCCGAGAUCUCCCGGCGCCACACAGCUGCUCCCUCCACCCCCCACCUCGGCCUCUCCUUCCCUCUCCGUGCUUGUGCGACGAUGGAUGAGUGGGUUCGCCAAGCAGAGGCGUGGGCGGGCCAAGCAGAGCACUGGAUCCGCCAGCAACCCCCGGAGCAGAUUUACGUCGCGGUCGCCGUGAUUAUUGUAACGAUUCUGGUGCUGGUCGCAGCUUCUUGUCUGAAAUCAUCGAAACCUAACACCAUAGUUCUAUCCGGGCUUAGUGGCAGCGGCAAAACUGUUCUUUUCUAUCAGCUUCGCGAUGGAUCAUCACAUCAGGGAACCGUGACUUCGAUGACACAUAACAAUGCUACAUUUGUUCUGCACUCGGAGCUGGAAAGGAAAGGCAAAGUAAAACCUGUUCAUGUUAUCGAUGUUCCUGGUCAUGCAAGGCUGAAAUCGAAGCUUGAUGAAGUCCUGCCUCAGGCAGCUGGGAUUGUUUUUGUCGUGGAUGCUCUAGAUUUCUUGUCUAGCAUGCAAGCUGCUGCGGAGUACUUGUAUGACAUUUUGACGAAGGCAACUGUAGUGAAGAAAAGGAUUCCUGUUCUGAUAUUCUGCAACAAGACAGAUAAAGUUACAGCUCACUCAAAGGAGUUCAUCAAGAAGCAGUUGGAGAAAGAAGUAAACAAGCUCCGGGAAUCAAGGAACGCCAUAUCAUCCGCUGACAUCAGUGAUGAAGUCCAACUUGGGUUACCUGGAGAGGCAUUCAACUUCAGCCAGUGCCAGAACAAGGUGAUAGUUGAUGAAGGUGCUGGUCUGACUGGUGAUGUUUCAGCAGUUGAGCAGUUCAUCCGCGAGUAUGUGAAGCCGUAGAGUCAUCUUUCACCCCAUCGUCAUAGUAGUGACUAAUGUUUCUGCAGAAGUGUAAUCUGAGCUGUGACUAAUUUUGGCCUGACGAAAGAAGGAAAAGUGGGAAACCAUCAGCAUGAUCCCUUCCCAUUAAAUCUACUGUUGUCCUGACUUGACUUUGUGAGACAUAGCAAAUUGCAUUGGUAGCUUCCUGACGAACGUUUGAGGAUUCAGAACCUGAUCUGUUAUAGAAAUAUUGUUGAACA
Molecule: messenger RNA, 1180 nt
Organism: Triticum urartu
Lineage: Eukaryota; Viridiplantae; Streptophyta; Magnoliopsida; Poales; Poaceae
Biological process (GO): intracellular protein transport; Golgi to plasma membrane protein transport; protein localization to Golgi apparatus
Cellular component (GO): Golgi apparatus
Molecular function (GO): GTP binding; GTPase activity
Source: RefSeq, a predicted model, not a curated record